Messenger RNA from Wyeomyia smithii (pitcher-plant mosquito), 654 nucleotides. RefSeq lists its product as uncharacterized. Gene Ontology annotation, molecular function: nucleic acid binding. Gene Ontology annotation, biological process: DNA integration. Lineage: Eukaryota; Metazoa; Arthropoda; Insecta; Diptera; Culicidae. The coding region runs from base 1 to 654 and encodes 217 amino acids. The record is from RefSeq and is a predicted model, not a curated record. The transcript has a single exon.
AUGAAGCCUACUACGAUCGAUCAACAAAUGGGGGAUUUGUCGUCAUACCGUGUCACCUCUGCGCCAGCCUUUGAGAGAGUUGGACUUGACUUUGUAGGUCCAAUCUACGUGAAGCAACAUGGACGGAAAGCCACUUCAAUAAAAGGUUACAUAUGUGUCUUUGUAUGCAUGGUCACGAAGGCCAUGCAUCUGGAAGCAGUGGAAGAUUGGUCAGCAGAUUCAUUCCUGGCCACAUUUCAGCGCUUCGUAUCCCGGCGAGGCUUUCCGAAGGAAGUGUUCAGCGACAAUGGAACAAAUUUCAUCGGUGCACGAUCAGUUUUGCGGGAUCUGUAUCUACUCUUCAAAAAGGAAGCUAGCCAGAACAAGAUCUUCGAGUACUGUCAAGCGAAGCAGAUUGACUGGAGAACGAUACCCCCAAAUGCACCACACUUUGGUGGAGUUUGGGAAGCUGGAGUGGAAAGCGUGAAGACAGUACUGAAGAAAGUGUAUCAAUCCACUUCAUUGAAACUUUUCAGACUUUCCACCCUGUUAUGCCAGAUUGAAGCAAUAGUGAAUUCGAGACCAUUGUAUUCCUUAUCAAGCGACCCAAAGGAACCGGAAGUGCUAACUCCUGGACAUUUCAUCAUAAACCGUCCACUUUUGGCUAUUCCCUAA